Molecule: messenger RNA, 342 nt
Organism: Fasciola hepatica (liver fluke)
Lineage: Eukaryota; Metazoa; Platyhelminthes; Trematoda; Plagiorchiida; Fasciolidae
Source: the annotation of a GenBank genome assembly
AUGGAAUUUUUUGACACUGAUAAAGCUGGUCAGCCGAAUACUGUCAGUAUAGAUCGCUCCAAAGUAGCACACCUUGAUUUGGACUAUUGGAUUUGGGUUCCCUUCAAGGAAAUUUCUACUCCUCUUUCUAGUGAGGCCAGUCCUCAUGUUUCUAACGACCUGAGUACUCCGCAUGUGAUUGACGCUGUUCGUCCUCCCACAACUCGUUCUAGUUGUAAGAUUGUUAAGGCCAUUCGUUUUCAACUCCCAUGGCAUUUCUCCGCGAGCAUCUACACUCGUUUGUCCGGUGCUCUUGGAGGGAAAUUCCGAAGAGCUUGCAUUGAUUUUCAAACCUCGGCCUAG